AAAGCAAGACUUAUUUCGCUACUGUUCGUGGAUGAGGUUCGUGACGGUUUCAUUGCGCUGCCAGUCGAUGCCAUUACUGCCCUGAAGGCUAUGAUAAUCGAUGUGGCUCUUGUGUUGCUUGUUAUGAGCUUGGUAUACUAUGUAAUACUGUUCCUUCUCUAUCAGUUUGCGUUGUACAGCGUCACCGUUGGCUACCGCCUGUGUCAACAGACGGCACCUGAGGAACUGAAGAAGAUGCUUGGAGCGGCGUUCAACGCCCGAUACAUGAGCAUCCAGCAACCGGCGGAUAUUAGUAUGUUCAAGCCGGUGUUUGGCGACGUCGACUUCGAUUCUGCAGACGGCGAGGGCAGGCUUUUCUCGGACGGCGUUCUAUCGACUAACGCCGCAGAUGUCCCGUUCUCUGUCGAUCCGAAUUAUCGUCAGGUAUUACCCCAUGACGUGAACAGCAACGAGCUGUUAGACUUUGCUGUUACGUACUCCGCGCAGAAGAACGCCUCACGGAGGAAAGCAGCGAAUUCCAAAGACCGCAAUCAACGCAGAAGAAGACAUAAGCCCGUAAAUCAGCGGGUCCGUCGCUCCGCAUCUCCGACCUCCCUGCCGUGGUCAUGUGAGACGACGGUACAGUGGAUGGACUUGGGCGCGGACCACUUUCCUCGUUACCUCAGAAGUGUGCGCUGUACUUCUGAUCGCUGCUUUUACGGACAUUAUCGUUGCCAACCGAAGGCGUUUACCGUCAAGGUGCUGAAGCGUCUUAUGGACAAAUGCAUCGAAAUCACUCCAGAACUCGUUCGAAAAUUCAUGCCCGCAACUGCUGCAGAAAUUCAAAAUGGAAUGUCGCCAUCGUCUGUGUGCAACGACCCGGCGACAAACAAUGCGAUGCAUGAACGAGAUAUGGCUUGCUCGAAAUGGCCUACCAUUCAUGGAAGAGUACCUACCAUUUAA
Molecule: messenger RNA, 942 nt
Organism: Soboliphyme baturini
Lineage: Eukaryota; Metazoa; Nematoda; Enoplea; Dioctophymatida; Soboliphymatidae
Source: the annotation of a GenBank genome assembly